AUGCGGGCAGUCAUAGAUUUAUUCAACGAGACGGACUCGGUGGUAAUUGAAGCAUUUAAAGUCAUAGCAGUCAUAGUGCUUACAAUAACAGCCAUCAUAGUAGGAAUAAAACUUGCCUGGCGUUUAUUCUGGUACCUCUUUCUCGAGGACAACAACUUUUUUCGCGAACUGGCCGGCUUGCCUGAAUAUGCAGCCGAGAGAUCGUCUUCCCCUCCUCCUGCUUCUGUCAGUCCUUUCCGAUCUUUACCUCAUUCUCGGAAGAACUCUCGGCACUUUUCUACGCACAGCGUCUCAUACGAUAAACUUGCAUUCGGUAACGCUGGUGACUUUCGAGCAAGGCGUAAAUUAUCGACUGCAUCAAGCGUUUCAACUGUUGAUUCGGCUGAUAUAGAUAAUUAUGCAGCACAUAGACGCAGUGCGAGCAGUGGCAAGUUAUCAUCUAUCUACGGAAAGCGUGAGGUUAAGCAUGCAAGAGGGUUGAGUUAUACUGCAGGGGAGACGUUGAAUUAUGGUGCAGGGGAGACGUUGAAAUUUCAAGAUAGUUAUUUGGAUUGA
Molecule: messenger RNA, 555 nt
Organism: Paraglomus occultum
Lineage: Eukaryota; Fungi; Glomeromycota; Glomeromycetes; Paraglomerales; Paraglomeraceae
Source: the annotation of a GenBank genome assembly